Molecule: messenger RNA, 996 nt
Organism: Suillus discolor
Lineage: Eukaryota; Fungi; Basidiomycota; Agaricomycetes; Boletales; Suillaceae
Exons: 11
Coding region: 1-996 (331 amino acids)
Source: RefSeq, a predicted model, not a curated record
AUGGUCGACUGGCACUCCCAAAAGACGCUAGUCGCCAACGCUGAGGCAUUUAGCAAGUUCAUGCAUGUACUCUUUGGGCUCUACAUAUGGGAAUUCGUCAGUUCGUUGGAUUUUGACUGGCAGUUUAUCUCGGGCAAGAGGCGAUUCCGAUGGCCUUUGUUAUUUUACUUUUCUGGUCGUUACAGUUUACUCUUCGCGUUGAUCGGAAUCUCUAUUGCGCUCAACGUGACAACCGAGGUUAAUUGCCAAGCGUUAUAUACCUUCAACCAGAUCUUUGGAAACUCUGCAAUCGGUUUAGCCAGCAUCAAUUUGUCAUUGCGAACCAUGGCGGUAUGGUCGCAGAACAAAUAUGUAGUUACCGCCCUCGUUCUGAUCAUUCUGGGUCAUUGGUCAUUCCUCCUUCAUGGGAUCUUGUUGAAUGCUGCAUGGGUAGAUGAAGAAUGUGUCAUCAUCUACACGGAUAACCAAAUUCUCGCCAUUACCUUCAUCUACUCCAUGGCGUUUGACUUCACAGUCUUGUGCUUAACCGGCUGGAAACUCGCAUUCCCGGCUAACGGUCGCUCCAAACUUAUCAAGCUUAUAUUUGGGGACGGUCUGAUCUACUUUGUUAUUGCAUUCUUGGCAAACUUGAUGGCGACGAUCUUCAUGCUCAUAAACUUGAAUGCAGUCCUAUCGAUCAUUGCGAAUGUCCCUGCUGCCAUCGCAUCAACGAUCGUAGCAUGCCGCGUCGUACGAAGGUUGACCAACUUCACUUCUCAAGGUCCAGAGGUUUUCACUUCCACCCAGAGCUCGACACUCGCAUUCAGGAGCAACGCUAGCGCAAAUCGUCGCAUUUCCGUCAAGAAAGGCGACAGUGUACACGUUCAGAUGGACACGUUCGCUAGUCCGGAUCGCUCUGUUGCCGAGUACGAUGCCAGUGGCAAAAUCGUAAAAGACGACGAAUUCGACCCUGAGGCACAGAUCAUCAGCAACGAGUUCAAGCGCCCUCCCUACUAG